Molecule: messenger RNA, 909 nt
Organism: Eremomyces bilateralis CBS 781.70
Lineage: Eukaryota; Fungi; Ascomycota; Dothideomycetes; Eremomycetales; Eremomycetaceae
Product: NAD(P)-binding protein
Exons: 2
Coding region: 1-909 (302 amino acids)
Source: RefSeq, a predicted model, not a curated record
AUGAAAGUUGCAGUUGCUGGUCCCAAUGGGACACUCGGCCAAGCCGUGAUCUCCAAUCUAAUCAAGUCGAACAUCUCUGUCACAGUCCUUACGCGGGAUGCGAAGAAAACUGCUGGCGUGUUCCCAGCUGUGUCAACUGAGAACAUCGUCGAGACCGACUACUCGUCCGUGGACGCUCUCGCCCCUAAGCUCCAGGGCCAUGACGCGAUCGUUAUCCUCAUCGAGCGCAAUGCGUACACACCGCAGAUCGUCGCUAUAGAUGCCGCCAUUGCUGCAGGGGUGCGCCGUAUCAUUCCCUCCAGCUGGGGUUUAGAUAUGUCCGACCCAUACUUACGCACCAUUCCAACCCUCAAAGAGAAAUUGGACAUGGAGACCUACCUAGCGGAGCGGGCACGCUCUCAUAAAGGUUUCGUGUGGACGGGGAUCUUGACCGGCGUGUUCUGGGAUUGGGCGCUUCCGUUGGGGCUUCUCGUGGAUCCAACCGGGGAGGGUAUGACCUAUAUCAUGGAUGGAGGGGGACAUGUGAUAUGUGGUACGUUGCUCGAUGAUGUUGGAAGGGCGGUGGUCAGCGCAUUGAAAGCACCGGAGGAAGCCGUGGGGAACAAAUUCUUGCAAAUCCGAAGCGUUGUUGCCACGCAGUCGAAGCUGCUUGAGUGGGCAAAGGCGGUGAAACCUGAAGCUCCUUGGAAAUCUAUGAACGUCGAUACAGAAAAGAUGGAGAAGGCAGCCCGGGAGGCUUGGGGCAGAGGCGAGCGUGAUCCUCGAGCGCUGAGGGGCUUCUUAUUGCGUGCGUACGCUUUAGGGGCUUCUGAUUUCAAGCACCUGGAUAACGAGUUGCUUGGUGUUGCUGAUGGUGGUGAGGAACUCGCACGGAAGACACUGGAGCAACUCAUUCGGCCGAAAAGCUAA